Messenger RNA from Microbotryum saponariae, 2369 nucleotides. The record is from the annotation of a GenBank genome assembly. NCBI's taxonomy places the organism in Eukaryota, Fungi, Basidiomycota, Microbotryomycetes, Microbotryales, Microbotryaceae.
AUGAUGAGCUCUACCUCGAACCUGUCGGCACCGACGAUCGUGUCGUGCUCGGGCAAGGUCCUGCUCGCCGGAGGCUACCUCGUCCUCGCUCGUCAGCACCACGGCUUUGUGCUGUCGACCCCGUCGAGGUUCUACACCGUCGUACGCGAUCUCGUACGAGAACGAACCGAUCCUUUGACGUUCAAGAUCACCGUCGACUCGCCUCAGUUCGUUGGAGCGAGAUGGGUCUACGACGUCGCGAGGGCCGAGCACGCCGACACCGGCACCGACGCCGACGCCGACGAGAAGGACCCGUCGUGGACAGUACGAGCUGACCCGUGAGUGCACACAUACCCCCGAGUAAACGAUCCCCUUUUAUCGAACCGUGCACCCUCCAUCUGACGUGCCCUACCCCCACAGGAACAACGCCUCUUGCAAUGCUUUCGUGCACCUCUCGAUCCAGUCGACGAUCUCGCUCGCCUCGGCCCUGUUCCCUUCGCUCGGCCACUCGCUCGCCGUCUCCGAUCUGCACAUCCUCAUCGUCGGAUCCAACGACUUUUACUCCCAGCAGCGUGCAGUGAGUACGCUACGGAGUAAAGGUCGUCACCCAGCGCUGAAAGUGAACGACCCCCACAGCACUCGACCGAACGCUCCCCGUCUCCGAAGAAAAUGUUUGCCCAUCUCGGCUGCGCGAUCGCCGACGUGCACAAGACCGGCCUAGGCUCCUCCGCGGCCAUGACCACCUCCCUCGUCGCUGCCUUGUUGCUCCACCUCGACGCGAGAGCAUCGAACCUCUCUUCCCCUCUUCCUGCUGCUGCUCCGAACCCUUCGGCCCAAGCUCCGAACGCGCCGAGCACGUUAUCGACUUCCCCUUCCUACCCGAUCAAAUUCCCCAAGAACCUGAUCGCGAAUUCCCAACUCUGGGUCGAUCAGGGCACGUUGGGCUUGAUUCAUAAUCUGGCGCAGUACGUGCAUUCGCUCGCGCAGGGAAAGGUCGGAAGUGGCUUCGACGUCUCCGCUGCCGUUUGGGGAAGUCAGGUUUAUCGUCGGUUCGAAAGCGUUUGUCUAGGUCAGAGUCUUCAGGAGCGAAAGACGGUACGUCGUGGAGGGGAGGGUGUGUGUGUGUGUGUGUGUGUGCAGGUCGAGUAGGCGGGUUCACGCUGAUGAGACGUGCAUUCUUCACACUGCUCACAGCUCACACCUAAAGCGUUGCUCAACCAACUUUCGCCCCUGCUCAAUCCCGCAUGGACGAAUAACCGAACAGCACCGAACGUGGCUCCGUUCGCUCUCCCACCAGCCAUGACCUUGUUGUUGGCUGAUGUCGAUGCGGGAUCACAUACGCCUUCGAUGGUGGGCAAGGUGUUGGCGUGGAAAAAGGCAGAGAAAGAACAGGGUUAGUAGAUCGCGAACCUUCCAAAGUGCGGUCAUGGGGGGGACCUCUUUUCUGCCGUGUGCGGUGCGUGUGCUGACCCCCGAGUCAUAUUUUUUUCUUUCUCGAUCUUUGUUUCAAAAAAAAAAAAAAAAGCCGAUCGCAUCUGGUCCGAAUUGCAUCAGGCCAAUAACGACUUUGCUGAAAUCCUUGCGAAACUCGGUCGCGGAGCAAAGGAGAAUCCUGAAUUUUACGACGAGCAGGUUCAGAGGUUCUCCACGAUGUCGAGUAGGGAGGUGAGCAGUUCAGUUUGGAUCAUUUGGGAUCGCGUGUAGGGCCGGUGGGCGGUGGUGGCGUGCUGAUUUUCGGGUGGUUGCUGUUGGCUCGUCUGCGAUAGUGGAGCGAGUCGAGCGGGUUCAAGAUCGCUUCGCAGCACAUCUUGGUACGUUCCCUUCGAGCUGAGAGCGGGGGUAAGUCUUAACGUUGGGUACUGAUAGCAUCUGUGUCUCUUUGCGUCUUGUAGUCGAUCCGAGCCCUGAUGCGCGAAAUGGGAGAGCGCUCAAAGGUGCCGAUCGAACCGGCCGAACAAACCAAGUUGCUCGACGCCGUAUCCGAAUUACCCGGUGUGGUAGGCGCGGGCGUACCAGGGGGUGAGUUGAGAAUUCAUCCCCGGGGAAAGUUGGUCAAGGGGUGUUUGAUUGCUGAUGAUGUGGCAUGGAAUCCGGGCGUCGCUACAGCUGGUGGAUACGAUGCGAUUUGGGUCCUUGCACUCUCACCCCCAUCCACCAAUACCGCACCGCACCCAUUGGGAAAAGUUCAAGAUACCCUGAUCGGAUGGAAGGAAAUGUCCGUGCGACCACUAUCAAAACUGGCGUGGAUCGUUGGGGGAAGUGGGGGUGGGGGUGGGGGAGGGGGAGGAGGAGAGGAGAGGAGUGCGUCGGUGGAGAUGGUUGGGCUCAAGAGGGAGAGGAUGGAGGAGGUUGAUGGGUUGAUGGAGGUCGUUGAGGCGGUCGUGGUGUAG